Messenger RNA from Parastagonospora nodorum SN15, 504 nucleotides. RefSeq lists its product as hypothetical. The record is from RefSeq and is a predicted model, not a curated record. Lineage: Eukaryota; Fungi; Ascomycota; Dothideomycetes; Pleosporales; Phaeosphaeriaceae. Gene Ontology annotation, molecular function: transmembrane transporter activity. Gene Ontology annotation, cellular component: membrane. The transcript has 2 exons. The coding region runs from base 1 to 504 and encodes 167 amino acids. Gene Ontology annotation, biological process: transmembrane transport.
AUGUCUGGAAAAUUGACAAUUGUGCCACUUGCUGAUACCAGUAACUUUGGCGUGAAAGCCGAUCAGAAUACCAACGAUGAGCAGCAGCUUGUCACUGAACAGCAACAUACCGGAGGAGCACUUGAGAGAUACAUCAAUGCACCAUCAGCCAUAAAUUUCUCCUUCCUCCUUCAAUGCUCAUGGGAAGCAGCAGCAGUAACUUUCCAAUUCUCUCUUACAAACGGAGGGCCUGCCUCUAUCGCCUACGGCAGCAUAUUCUCUGGUAUCGGCACUACACUCAUAGCUCUAUCUCUGGCAGAGAUGGCCUCUAUGGACCCAACCGUUGGCGCACAGUAUCGAUGGACCGCUGCCUUUGCGCCUAAGUACAAAAGAUUCUUCGGUCUAAUGCAAGGUUGGAUUACGGUAUUCGCCUGGAUCUGUUCCUGCGCAUCAAAUCCCGCACUCAUGUGCAACAUCAUCGUCAGCCUCGCAAGCUUUAACAACCCGGAGUAUAUACCGCAAUGA